AGUUGGUGCCGGCUGAGCCGGAGGCGCCCGCUCGCCAUGCAGAGACCCGGCGGCCAGGGGACCGCCUUCUCCAUUGACUCGCUCAUUGGGACGCCGCCGCCGCGCUCCGGGCACCUGCUCUACACCGGGUACCCCAUGUUCAUGCCGUACCGGCCGCUGGUGCUCCCGCAGGCGCUGUCCCACGCCCCGCUGCAAUCGGGGCUGCCGCCGCUGGCCCCGCUCGCUUCCUUCGCCGGCCGCCUCACCAACACCUUCUGCGCCAGCCUGGGCCAGGCCGUGCCCUCCAUGGUGGCGCUCACCACCGCCCUGCCCAGUUUCUCCGAGCCCCCCGACGGCUUCUACCCUCCGCAGGAGCUGCCCCCGCCGCGCGCCACCCCCGACGCCGGCUGCCGGCGCGGCGCCGACGGGCUGGAGGCGGAGGAGCUGCCCCCGGGCCGCGACAAGGGGCCGGCCGAGCCGCCGCUGCACUUCCCGGACCCCUUCCCUGGCCUCGCAGACGGCAAGGCGUACAGCUCAGACGAGGAGAAGCUGGAGGUGAAGUCGGCGGCGACGCCGUGCAGCGAGCGGGAGGAGGAGAGCUCGGCGGGCGAGAGCGAGGAGGAGCCUUUCCUGGACGGGGCGGCCGCCGGCAGCGCGCUGGGAGCCAAGGGCAAGGGCAAGGGCGGCCCCGCCGCCGAGCAGCCCCCGCCGGGCUCGGGGGCCGGGAAGAGCCGCCGGCGCCGCACGGCCUUCACCAGCGAGCAGCUGCUGGAGCUGGAGAAGGAGUUCCACUGCAAGAAGUACCUGAGCCUGACGGAGCGCUCGCAGAUCGCACACGCCCUGAAGCUGAGCGAGGUGCAGGUGAAGAUCUGGUUCCAGAACCGCCGCGCCAAGUGGAAACGCAUCAAGGCUGGCAAUGUCAGCAACCGCUCGGGAGAGCCCGUCCGCAACCCCAAAAUCGUGGUGCCCAUCCCGGUGCACGUCAAUCGUUUCGCCGUGCGCAGCCAGCACCAGCAGAUCGAGCAGGGCGCCCGGCCCUGAGCCCGCGGGGCUCCCGGACCCUGGGGCGGGGCGGGGCGAGCGCCCGCUCCCACUCCUGUGUACAUGUCCCUUAUUUAUUCCGUGUAAACUCUGUACAUACGGCAGCCUGUCCUUCUGUCCGUGCCACG
Molecule: messenger RNA, 1148 nt
Organism: Catharus ustulatus (Swainson's thrush)
Lineage: Eukaryota; Metazoa; Chordata; Aves; Passeriformes; Turdidae
Gene: GBX1
Product: gastrulation brain homeobox 1
Exons: 2
Coding region: 37-1020 (327 amino acids)
Biological process (GO): regulation of nervous system development; regulation of transcription by RNA polymerase II
Cellular component (GO): nucleus
Molecular function (GO): DNA-binding transcription factor activity, RNA polymerase II-specific; RNA polymerase II transcription regulatory region sequence-specific DNA binding
Source: RefSeq, a predicted model, not a curated record